Messenger RNA from Alligator sinensis (Chinese alligator), 3837 nucleotides. RefSeq names its product synaptotagmin like 3 (gene SYTL3). The transcript is spliced from 17 exons. Gene Ontology annotation, cellular component: plasma membrane; exocytic vesicle. Lineage: Eukaryota; Metazoa; Chordata; Crocodylia; Alligatoridae. Gene Ontology annotation, molecular function: small GTPase binding; neurexin family protein binding. The coding region runs from base 638 to 2617 and encodes 659 amino acids. The record is from RefSeq and is a predicted model, not a curated record. Gene Ontology annotation, biological process: intracellular protein transport; exocytosis.
AUCAAUAUAGCUUUUCCAGUCAGGCCACAGGAGUAGUCUUUGAAUUUUCUUGGAAGCUUCUUUUAUUGAUUGCAUUAUUAACAUUAAAACAAUUUUUCCUCCCCAAGCCAUUAAGGUGUUAGGCUAAGGAUUAAUGGAACCUGUAGUGCUCAUGGUCCUGGACAAGAUAAUCUUUCAUUCAAGUCACUUCCUACCAGGAAAUUCCUAAAGUGAGAGGUCAAGUAAGACAAGCUGUUUUCCAGUAUUUUGUGCUGUCACUCUUUGCCUUCUCAGCCUACUAGCAAAUAAAACCCUAUCUGGGACCCUACUUUGAGCUGUUUUCAGUUUGGGAGCCAUUCUCAGCAAAAAAGAACUUGAAGUACUUGUAUGUGAAAGACAGUAGACUGCUCUGACCUUGCUAAAUGUGUGUGUUCACUUCAGUAGGUGGCAAAGCCACUUAGAAAUAAUGGCCUGCACGGAGAUGGACUCUCUAAUUUUUUUCUUCAAGAGUAUGACACAGUAGAAAUGCAUCACCAAUGAAAUAAGAGCACAGACACUUAAAAAACCCAUAGGCCUGAGUGGCACAUACUCCAGGCAGCUUGGAUGAAGUGAAGCUGUGUAGUUCAGGAGUCUUGAAAGGAAGUGAAGUUUGUGAAAAAUGACUGUAGAAUUUAAUCUAAACUUCCUUAAAGAAUUGGAGCAGGAGACUGUUUUGGAGGUUCUAUACCGUGAUCAGAUGCUGAGAAAAGUGGAUGAAGAAAGGAUAAGGAAAUUGAAAACACAGCUGCAGCAGCUUCGGUGGAAAGGAGCUAAAAAUGCAAGCCACGAAUAUCAGGAGAGGUCUUGUGCUCGCUGUCAGAAAUCCUUGGGCCUUGUGAUGAAUAGAGGCGCGGUGUGCAAUGGGUGCAGCCAUCGAGUGUGUUCCGAGUGUCGCGUCUGUCUCAAUCCCUACUUGUGGAAGUGCACCAUCUGCUAUGCUCAUGGAGCCAUGAAGGUAAAAACUGGUGAAUGGUUCUUUGAGGAACGAGCGAAGAAAUUCCCAGGUGAAGGUAGAUGUGAAACAACUGGGGCAAAGCUCUUGAAAUCCUAUCAAAAACUGAGUAAAAUAUCUGUGGUUCCCCCUACUCCACCUCCCUUUACUGAAUCCACGGCGGGAAAAAACACAACGGAACUUGAUCAAACUAAAACUUUUAACAAGUCUGUGGAAAAUUUGUUUCUCUCUCUUGCUACACACAUUAGAAAAAUCUCAAAGUCCCAUGAUGACGUGACGGCUGACAAGAGUCUCCUAACUACAGAUUAUGGCCAGGAUGCGAAUCGGAGGAGGGAAAGGAGGAGCCAGUCUGACACGGCCAUCAACAUUGCAAGCAGGAUUCAAAAUGCACCCAGCCUGCAGCAGCUCAUCAUUGGCACAAGAGACAACAAUGCAAUCUUUACCAAAAAGGGUUGCAGGCCAGGAGAAGACCUUCCUUCUAGUCCCCUGAGCGAUGUUGUCUUCUGUGGUGGUGUAAAACAUGGGAGUUUAUUUAGCCUUAACAGCACUUGCACUGAGGCUGACAAUUUUGACAAGGCUAACGUCACUGGGGAAAUAGAGUUUGCCCUCAGAUAUAUCUUCAAAACCUGCACUUUAGAAGUCUGCAUCAAUGCUUGCAAGAAUCUGGCUUAUGGAGAGGAGAAGAAAAAAAAGUGUAACUCAGUUCAGCUCAGAUCCUACCAGGAAGACUUUGCUGUGACAUCUCUUGCAGAGAAGGGGACUAAAAAUGAGUUGUCUGACAGAAAAAAGGAAAAAAAAAGAAAGCCUGGUUGGGAUGCCAGGUAUGUAAAGACCUACUUGCUUCCUGACAAAACUGCUCGGAGCAAAAGGAAGACCGUUGUCAGAAAGGGGACAGUGGAUCCAGCAUUCCACGAAACUUUAAAGUAUAAGAUUGACUACUCCCAGCUGGAAACUCGACAGCUUCAGAUAUCUGUCUGGCAUGCAGGUGUGUUCAAGAAUCGGGUGUUUCUUGGAGAGGUGCUUAUUCCAUUGUCGUCUUGGAAUUUUGAAGACAAUUCAAUGCAGUCAUACAACUGGUACCAGCUCAAAGCUAAGCCUGAAGACAAUCAAGUUCAGUACAGUGGAGAACUUCUUGUGCGUGCAAAAAUGUGCUUACCAUCCCAGCCUGAAAAAUUCCGGUAUGAAGAGCACAUGAUGGAAGGGACAGAAGACCGAGCAGCUCAUGGUGGCCAGCUUCACCUCGUAGUAGUUGAGGCCAAGAACUUGCCCGCGUUAAGAUCUGUUGGCAGCCUGAAUUCAUUUGUAAAAGGUUGCCUGGUCCUCCCUGACCAACGUGAGUUAAAACAGAAGUCUCCUGUCCUGAGGAAAGAAACCUGCCCUCACUGGAAGCACUUGUUUGUCUUUGAUGGUGUUACCCCAUCCCAGCUCCAGGGGGCUUACCUAGAUCUGACCAUCUGGAACCAAGCAUCCUUUGGCUUAAGUGACCGAUUUCUGGGGGGAGCCAGGCUUAGCACAAAAGAACCAAUCGGCUCCACAGCCUCCAAUCCCCAAGCAAAAGUUAUUUGGCAAAGAAUACUGAGCAGACCAAAUACCUGGAUGGACAUUACGCUGUCUCUGCAGUCAAAUAAAGGGGUGUUUAAAUCUUAAUAGCACCUGGAUGGCAAGAAUAUCUUCAGCUGGUUGAAGAGGCAAGUAUUGCUGAUGGGCUUGAACAUGCAAGGCUAUACAGAACAUGCUCCAGCCAUGGCUAAAAAAAUCAGCACUUUGCUUUCUGGGAAGAAACCUCUACCCUUUGAAAGGAGACUUGUAGAAGGAAGCAAGGAGUGGACAAUCCUAAAUUAUACAACUUUCUUUGGGGAUUUUGAGAAAACUGCCAUUAGAAACUUGAGAAGCAAAAAAUUAAACAGGGCUUUGUUUCAUUUGAAGCUGUAAAUAGCAGCCUGUAUCUGUAAGCAAAACAGCAGUGUAACAAAAGGCUGAGCAAGACUAAUGGAUUGUUGCUAGUCUCACACCCUAGGAGCACUACUUUGAAAAAGGCAGUAGGUGAUUUAAGUAUCACCCCCACUGAGAAGAUAUUUAUCAGGGCUCAGAUCAGACAUACUCCAAUUUGAGGGAGAGGGGAUUGUAAUGGGAUUAAGUGGUGCAACUGUGUAAAUCUCAUUACCAAAAGGGAAGGUUUAACUUUGUAAGCUCUACUUUAGUAUUGUUCCUCAAAACUGCUACCGUGGUUCAGAAGCUACGUUGCUUUGAUAGGGGAAAGAAGGCCUUUCCCUGUAGUUGUCAGCAGUUACAGAAGUCACAGCUGGCUUCCUUGUAUAGAGGGAGGCUAAGGAUCAAAUAGUUUAGUCCAUAUUUUGGCCUUGCCCUCCCCGCCAACCCUUUCUGUGGUCUAUGUUUUAUAAAUAUGAUAUCAUAAGUACUUACCUGCCAGUUAGUGAUCUGGAAAAAUAGCUGUGGCAACUACUACAUUAGCCAAUAUGGAAGACAGGCACAUUUAAUAGCUUUGGAGUAUUUAAACAUCACUCCAGCUGUAAAUCUGACCAGGAGCCUGUAAUUCAGCAGUAGAAAUGCGGUAGCACAGGCUUCAGUGCAAGCCCACCAGGGUCCUUGGGUCCUUAUUUAGCUAGUUGAAGCCUGUGUCUUAAUUACUAUUGUUACUCAGCUAUAGCUGGAUUACAGCUAGCUCACAUGUGCCUCCCUGUGCUGCUGGCACACCUGCUGAUUACAGUGGAGUAAUGACUUCACCAUGCAAUCUACAUGGUCUCUACAUUAUCUGACUAACAAAAGUUACCUGCUCCUUGUUUCAUUCCAGCUCAGAAGCUGGGAUGCAAUGCUCUGCCAACCAUCUGAAAACAUCACUUCCGCCC